GGAGUUCUCAUUUCUCUUCUGCAAGCCUUUUCACCAGACACUGCCUCGCUCGCUAGCCUAUUCUGAUUCUCAACGGCAAUGUCAGUCCCACCACUAGUGCUCACGACCGAGCACUCCCCCGAUACACCUUCCAAGGGAAUACUUAAAAGAAGACCCGCCGCACCAACCACAUUACAACGUUCAUCAUCCUGGCUGGCCACUUUAAAUUCUCGACUUGGAUCUGCAAUACACGGAACCACUGAAUCCCCGCCGGCUCUAGGCAUAGUGGAAUCCAAAGAGGUCGGUUAUCCAGGAAAACUUGUACGAUCACAAACAGUUGGUUCAGUGCCUUUUCAAGUAUCAAAAUUGCCUGUUGCUCCAAAGCUGGCUUUGGAAGGAGCCGAACUGAAACGAGUCCGUUUCUCGGUGGUGCAACUCACGCAGGUGCAAUUCUAUGACUGCCAACAAGACGACUUAGGCAACGGGAUAGAGGAGAUUAAUCGAAGCUCGACAGCUAAGGCAGAUAACAAUAUACCAAAAAUUAAUCAGAGAUAUUCUUCGUUACCAAAACUCUACCAAAUACCGUUGUCCCCAACCGAUAGUCGUAUGCAACAUGUUGUGCCGGCGCCCAACACUUCUCAAAACUUACUCGAAAUAUACCACACCUCCUGUCGAGCACGUGAAGAGUCAGUGCUUCCAAUUGUUCAAGCUAUUUUAGAGUCCAAAAAAAGACCGCAAGACCUGAAGCAGAUGAACUUAUCCCGGAACUCAAUCAGCCAUUUCGCUUCUGAACCACUCUCUGAUAUACUAAGUCUAGACACAGGCUUAUUGUUUCUAGACCUUAGCCAUUGCGAUUUAACUGAUGCUCCUCUCAAGAUCAUCCUACAUAGUUUGCUUGUUAACGAUAAGUUACGAUCUUUGGCACUGGCUGGCAACAAAAAACUCACCUCCGCUGGAUACACAUACAUUUCUAUAUACAUCAGCAAAUCCCGCUCUAUCAAAUAUCUCGACCUCUCCUCCAAUACCAUUGACAAAAAAUCUGCAAACAGUCUGUCGGAAUCACUAAUGUUGGCUACGUCGUUGCAAACUCUCAUGCUGGAUUCAUGUUAUCUGUCACCGGCCAUCCUUGAUAUCUUUAGCGAUGCUAUACGCACAUCGGUCAGCCUGCACGAAGUAUCUUUGCGAGGAAACGAAUUCAACAAAAAAGCUUUUCCACCUCUCUGUUCAAUGCUAGAAAUACCACUGGCACCAAAGGAACUUUUGGAUUGUAGUGGGUUGGUGACCUUGAAUUUGAGCGGAAAUGACCUCCGUCACGGAAUUCGACUGCUUUCCAAAACCCUCACGCAGAAUAACCAGUUGCAAACACUGAACCUUCAAAAUUGUCAUUUGGAUAGCUCUGCAUUGGUUCCACUUGCCGAGGCGUUGAAAUCCAAUACUGCACUGAAGAAAAUUGAUUUGAGCCAUAAUCCACUCAACACACCGCAUCAGGACGGAGUGUAUGCGUUGAAGCUUGCUCUCUUCAUGAACCGCUCAUUAACGGAUAUUAGUAUGGCCAAAUGUAAUCUACAUUCCGAAGACGCCAUCGCGAUCGCUGAGUGCCUCCCAGAAAACAAUGUCCUUUCUCGGUUAGAUCUUUCCGGUAACCCUGCAAUUGGCAUUGCAGGAUUACUGGCCCUUUCGGUUUCCGUCAAAAUGAGUACUGCCUUGACCUUCCUGGAUAUCGCUAUUCCGCUGAAUGAUCCAGAUAUGGCUCAUCUGCAGAAUGAUAUCGUUAGUGCAUGCACGAGAAACGCACAAGCUAUGUAUGAUUCUGUUGGAAAAGAAAGCCAGAACUCGUUGACAGCAGGGAAUUCUUGUGAUACUCGAGCUUCAACGCCAUCCAUGGAGCAGGUGACGGCAAGUGUACAAGUCAAGGAAGCAAACAACACUCAAGAGUCCGAAGCUCAGGAACCAUCUUUAGACAUGCUCAUAAACAACAUCAAUUCCUGCGCUCAUGAUUUGACAGCUACCAUAGACCAGUAUCAUGCUUCUGGAAAAGAAAUCGUUGACGACAAUCUCCAUAAGCUUUACGUGCAAUGUCAAGAUAUACAAAGUGUGUUACUGAAACACUUGAUCCAAGAUGAUGAUGAAACGGAGAGUUUAGCUGAGGCAGCCACACAUCUCAACGAAGCUAUGAAAAGCUACCAUCAGUUUGUAGCUACAUCCAAAAUUAACAAGUCUUCACAAGCUGGCGUAGAUGCAGAACUUGCCAAACAGAUACAAAUGGAGAAGCUCAAACGCGAAAAACAAAUCGAAGAAGGAGAAGCGUUCAGGACAGGCUGAAGUCUCAGGUUUUAGCAUAAUGUAAUCUUUUCUCACAAACAUUAGACUGGUAUGGCGGGCAGACCUAUCCAGAUGGCUGCAUAUUAAAAAACUUGUAGCUCUGCACACAGUAUUACUGGAUGA
Molecule: messenger RNA, 2424 nt
Organism: Umbelopsis ramanniana AG
Lineage: Eukaryota; Fungi; Mucoromycota; Umbelopsidomycetes; Umbelopsidales; Umbelopsidaceae
Exons: 10
Coding region: 79-2301 (740 amino acids)
Molecular function (GO): protein binding
Source: RefSeq, a predicted model, not a curated record